Molecule: messenger RNA, 1343 nt
Organism: Erythranthe guttata (spotted monkey flower)
Lineage: Eukaryota; Viridiplantae; Streptophyta; Magnoliopsida; Lamiales; Phrymaceae
Product: fasciclin-like arabinogalactan protein 17
Source: RefSeq, a predicted model, not a curated record
AUGGCCAUCAAGCCACUCCACCUCGCCGUCGCUCUCCUCCUCCUCUCCACCGCCCAUCACCUCCGCGCUGCAUUGCCGGAAAAUCCAGCACCACCACCGCCGGUGAUCAGCUCCGACUCAAUCCUCAUCGCCCUCUUAGACUCUCACUACACCCAACUCUCCGAGCUACUAGAGAAAGCCCUUCUCCUCCAAACACUCGAAAACGCAAUCGCAAACGGCACCAUCAUCGUUUUCGCACCGACAAACAAAGCCCUAGAGCGCGAUCUCGACCCGGAAUUCAACCGUUUCCUCCUCGAACCAGGCAACAUCAAGUCACUCCAGACUCUGCUCCUCCACCACAUCCUCCCCGCCAAGCUCAGUCGAGGCGGCUGGCCCACCGAUCCCACUCGCUCGACACCAACUCGCCGCCGCGCUCUCUCUCACGAUUACCUCGAAUUCACCUACGGCGGCAAUGGUGAGCCGUACGUCGGCGCCGCGAAGGUCGUACAGUUCAACUCUAUAGUACGACACGACGGAAUCAUCCACGGCGUCGAAAAAGUAAUCGUCCCCAAAUCCGUGGAACGCGACUUCAAUAAUAAUAACGGCCGAAAUCCGAGAUCGGUCGCCGCCGCAGUUGAACCCGAAGGUGCACCGGAAAUCAACCCUAGAACGAACAAACUUUCUAAGCGAAAUGCGAUUUCGGCUCCCGGCGGUGGAGCUAAUACAAUCUACAAAGCGACGGCGGCGCCCGAACAUUCUCCGUCUCCGGCGCCCGGCGGACCUCACCACCAUCUCGACGGCGAGAAACAGGUCAAUAAUUUCAUCCAGACGCUCACCUUCUACGGCGGUUACAAUGAAAUGGCCGAAAUUUUGGUCAAUUUAACCAAUCUGGCGGCGGAAUUGGGUAACCUAAUCAACGAGGGUUACGCUUUCACUGUUCUAGCUCCGAGCGACGAAGCCAUGGCGAAGCUGACGACGGAUCAAUUGAGCGAUUCCGGCGCGCCGGAGCGAAUCGUGUACUAUCACAUCGUACCGGAGUACCAAACCGAAGAGAGCAUGUACAACGCGGUGAGGAGAUUCAAAACGGUGUCGUACGACACACUGCGUUUGCCGCAUAAGAUAGUGGCGAAGGACGCUGACGGGUCGGUUCGAUUUGGUACGGGUGCGGAUUCGGGUUACUUGUUCGACCCGGAUAUUUAUACAGACGGGAGGAUCUCGGUGCAGGGGAUCGACGGUGUGCUCUUUCCGCCGGAGGAGUCCGAUCAUCAUCAGAAUGCAAAGAGAGGUAUUGCUGUUUAAUUAUAUAAGUACUGUUAGUUAUGAUACUGUCGAUGCUCAAUAUUUUUCCUCCGGCGGCGGUGGUG